Sinocyclocheilus grahami is the source of this 898-nucleotide messenger RNA. RefSeq names its product epsin-2-like. The record is from RefSeq and is a predicted model, not a curated record. The coding region runs from base 262 to 855 and encodes 197 amino acids. Lineage: Eukaryota; Metazoa; Chordata; Actinopteri; Cypriniformes; Cyprinidae. Gene Ontology annotation, biological process: endocytosis. Gene Ontology annotation, cellular component: plasma membrane; clathrin vesicle coat; endosome. Gene Ontology annotation, molecular function: phospholipid binding; clathrin binding. The transcript has 3 exons.
GCAUGUGUGAGAGUGUGUAGUAGAUGGAGCAUCUCACCCACAUCACUGAAACACUGCAGCAUCCUCGCGAUUAUUCUCGCACAAAUCGACGGCAGGGCGGACAGAUCUGUCCGUAUUUCUCUCUGAGUCCGUCUCGGUGUAUUCGUGUCGGUGUAGCGGAUCGCGGCUGCUCGGUAAGAUGCUGUAGCUCUGGCUGGUGUUGGCGUGAGCAUCUGUCUCGUCUCACCGCGGGAGGCCCCCUCGUGCACACUCGCUGUCGCCAUGACGACCUCGGCCCUGCGGCGGCAGGUGAAGAACCUCGUGCACAACUACUCGGACGCGGAGAUCAAGGUGCGCGAGGCGACCUCUAACGACCCCUGGGGCCCGUCCAGCUCGCUGAUGUCGGAGAUCGCCGAGCUGACCUUCAGCGUGGUGGCCUUCAGCGAGGUCAUGGCCAUGGUGUGGAAGCGCCUCAACGACCACGGCAAGAACUGGAGACACGUCUACAAGGCGCUGACGCUGCUGGACUAUCUGGCUAAGACGGGCUCGGAGCGCGUGGCCCAGCAGUGCCGCGAGAACGCCUUCGCCAUCCAGACGCUGCGGGACUUCCAGUACGUGGACCGGGACGGGCGCGACCAGGGCGUGAACGUGCGCGAGAAAGCCAAGCAGCUGGUGGCUCUGCUGCGGGACGAGGAGCGUCUGAGGCAGGAGCGGGCGCAGGCGCUCAAGACCAAAGAGAGGAUGGCGAGCGGCGUUCCUCCGGCGUACCCCAGCAGACGCAGCAGUCAGCCCAGCAUGAACGCUCUGUACGGAGAAGAGUUCAGCCGCUCCAGAGGAUCGCCGUCAUCCUUCAACUGUGAGACGCACGCUCUUUAACUCCUGCUGUUAGCUCAGUGUCAGCUUCCAUUCGUUUAAACAA